AAAAUAUUAAGAAAAGUGAGAAUUAUCCGUUCAUGUUCCUCUUCGGAAGUGGUUCUUUCCCAAUCCAUCCUGCACCUGCACCGUUCCACAUGCAAGGGCGGGCAAUUAUACCUUUAGUUGUCGUUCCUGGAUUGGAGAAACUAUCCUUGAUAAGCAAUGACAUUGAAAUGAUAUGUAACCGCCCAUUUCCAGAAAACAUCUUUUUCCAUGUUAAAUCUCUUGAAGUUCGCUGUAUUCACGGUGAUUCAGCGGCUUUACCAAUCUUCUUCCUCGAAAGGUUCUGCAAUUUACAAAAGCUUCAAAUAUGUUGUUCUGAUAUCAAGGAGUUGUUCCCACCUGUAGCAUCCAUUGAUUCUUUGGAAAAAGAUGUGGGAGGACGCUUGCAUAAGAUUACAAAGUUGGAGCUGAAUCAACUUCUUAAGCUUAACUAUAUAUGGAAACAAGGCCCAGCAUCAAAUUUACUCCUUCAAAAUGUUAAAUCUCUUAAAGUGCUGCUUUGUCACAGUUUGAUCAGCUUAUCAGAAUCUACAGCAUCUUUCCAAAAUCUCACCACUUUGUCGGUGGAAAGCUGUGAAGGGUUAAUAAACUUAUUUUCAUUUGCAACAGCCCAAAGUCUGGUGCAACUCCAAAGUAUAAGUGUAGAAAAUUGCCACUCUCUGACAGAAAUAGUUGGAGGAGAAGGAGUUGGAUUAGCAGAUGUGAUUGUUUUCAGCAAAUUAGAAGUUUUGAAACUCAAGCGCUUAACAAGACUCGCAAGCUUUUGUUCAACAAAUUUCACAAAUUUCACAUUCAAUCUGCCAUUGUUGGAAGCACUAAUGGUGGUUCAAUGUCCCAAGUUUGAGACCUUCUGUCGCGGAGUCGUGAGGACUCCAAGCCUGCAGAGAAUAUUUACACAACAAGACGACGAAGGACGGGAGGUGGUUGAGCUGAAUAGUACCAUAAAUCAAUUGUACAACGAAAAGGUUGGAUAUGCUGGGUUACAAGAUUUGAACCUAUCAGAGUUUCCUCAGUUAAUGGAAGAAUGGAACAAGAAUCCUCAACAAAUCUUGGAUUUCACAUGCCUUCGUGUCCUCAAAAUUUGUAACUGUGAUAACUUGAGAUACCUCUUAACUCCUUCCAUGGCAUUGAGCCUUGCUGAUCUCCAAACGUUGGAAGUACAAAACUGUGAAAUGAUUGAGAAAAUAAUAACAGAAGAGGGAAGUACGGAGGUAGCAGAAAAUAAGAUGAUAUUCCCUCUGCUAGUCACCAUUAAUCUGGGGUCAUGUUUCAACUUAACAAGUUUCUGUUCGGCAAGUUAUGGACUUGAGUUUCCAUCUUUGUCAAAGAUGCAUAUAAUUGAUUGUCCAAAGAUGGUCACAUUUGCUUCAACAUUUUCAACAGUGCAAGUGAGGGAGGCAGUUAACGGAGGAAGUAAAGAAAGGACUGGCAAGCAAUAUGCUGAUAUCCCUGCCGAGCCCUUUUUCAGUGGUCAGGUUGAGUUUUCCAGCUUCCUGCAGUUGAAACUGUCCUUAGUGAACAUGCAACAAAUAUUCAACAAACAACUUUCAGCAAUGUCUUCUGUCAUUCAGAGUGUAGGAUACUUGACUGUAUUUGGAUGUGAUAAUUUGAAAUAUCUAUUUACCUCCUCAAUGAUUAAAAGUCUGGGGCAACUCGUAUUGCUAUCGAUUCAUAAUUGUAAGAUGAUGAAAGAGAUAAUAGUGACAGAAGGAAUAGCAGAAGAAGAAGAAAUCAUGUUUCUUCGUAACCUUGAAACACUAAGGCUUGAAGGCCUUCCCAAACUCACAAGAUUCUGCCAUCGAAAUUGCUCAGAGUUCCCCUCCCUAACAAAGCUUGCUCUACUCAAGUGCCCUUUGUUGGAGACGUUCAUCUCUAGUCCUACCAUUGGAGACACAAGUCACGUGACAACAAAAUACUUACUUGCAUUUUGUCUUCAACUUUGUUAAUUGAUUUUGA
Molecule: messenger RNA, 1953 nt
Organism: Rubroshorea leprosula
Lineage: Eukaryota; Viridiplantae; Streptophyta; Magnoliopsida; Malvales; Dipterocarpaceae
Source: the annotation of a GenBank genome assembly